Molecule: messenger RNA, 2007 nt
Organism: Recurvomyces mirabilis
Lineage: Eukaryota; Fungi; Ascomycota; Dothideomycetes; Mycosphaerellales; Teratosphaeriaceae
Product: glutamate--cysteine ligase
Exons: 4
Coding region: 1-2007 (668 amino acids)
Biological process (GO): glutathione biosynthetic process
Cellular component (GO): glutamate-cysteine ligase complex
Molecular function (GO): glutamate-cysteine ligase activity
Source: RefSeq, a predicted model, not a curated record
AUGGGUCUGCUAGCCACCGGCACACCGCUUGAGUGGCCCGAGGCCAAGAAAGUCGCUGGACAUGUGCGCCAAUGGGGUAUCGAGCAAUUACUAGCCAUAUGGAAUAAAGCCAAAGGCAAGGAACGAGAUGCACUACUAUGGGGUGAUGAGAUCGAAUAUCUAGUGGUUUCAUUCGAUGAGGAGAAACGGAGAGUGGUCCUCUCCCUGCGACAAGCCGAUAUCUUGGAAGCCCUUGCUAGUGAUGCAGAACUCCUCAGGCAGGGUGGCGGCGUCCCUGACAUUCAGACAGGAGACAAGAAGCACGGCAAAGUUGCUCCUACUUUCCACCCAGAGUUCGGACGAUUCAUGCUGGAAGCUACUCCCGGAGCUCCAUGGGGCAUUGGCUUCAAGGAUCUGCUGGACGUCGAGUCCGACAUGAAAUGGAGGCGAGAGAUCGCGAAGCAGCACAUGUAUGCUUGGGAGUACCCGAUCACCAUGACCAAUUUCCCUAUGCUUGGAGAUCGGAAGUCGAUACUGCCUUGGUUCCCCCCCUCUGGUUCGAGACUGCGAUCACAAUUUGUGCCGGAUGAGAUUGCCAACCCGCACAUUCGGUUCCCAACUUUAGCCGCAAACAUCCGAGCAAGACGUGGACGGAAGGUAGAGCUGAACGUGCCGGUGUUCCACGAUGAGAAGACUGUCUGGCCGUUUAAGGAUCCGACUGUUGACUAUGACCUGCAUGAUUGGCCUGAAGACGACGAUGUUCGCAAUGGCGCUGCGAAGGAGAAUCAUAUCUACAUGGAUGCGAUGGCAUUUGGUAUGGGCACAUGCUGUUUGCAAAUCACCUUCCAGGCUAAGAACAUCGAAGAAGGUCGUAAGAUGUAUGAUCAGCUUUCGCCACUUGGACCCAUACUACUGGCACUUACAGCAGCCACGCCAAUCUAUAAGGGCUUUCUGGCAAACACAGAUGUACGCUGGAAUCAAAUCAGCCGAGCAGUAGACGACAGAACGCCCGAAGAGCUGGGCGAGAAGCCGUUGAAGAAUGAUAGAUGGCGGAUACCAAAGUCUCGAUAUGCCAGCAACAGCACAUAUAUUUCGCAGGAUCCCAGGCUACGACGAGAGUACCUUGACCCUGACCUUGUCUACGAUCCUGAGAUCAAGACGCGGCUGAUGGAAGGAGGCAUGGACGAUCUGUUAGCAAGCCACUUCGCUCAUUUGUUCAUCCGCGACCCUAUCGUGGUCUUCAAUGAGGAUCUCAAAAACCUUGACCUCGACAAGAAUGACCACUUCGAGAACUUACAGAGCACAAACUGGCAACACAUGCGAUUCAAGCCACCGCCUACCGGUAGUGACAUUGGGUGGCGGGUCGAGGUGCGACCAAUGGAGAUUCAGAUCACAGACUUCGAGAAUGCCGCCUUCUCAGUAUUCGUUGUGCUGAUUACGCGCGCGAUUCUAAGUCUCGAUCUGAACUUCUACUUACCUAUCCAACGGACGACCGAGAACAUGGAGACAGCGCAUCAUCGAGAUGCUGUGUUGAACGAUAAAUUCUACUUCCGGAAAGAUCCUAUGCCGAGACGGCAGGCCCGCACAAACGGUGCCUCAAACCCGCCUUCAGGCGCCAACACGCCUAGACUUCAGCCCACUAGACCAGACUCGCCCUUCGGCCCUGUGGAAGACGAAUAUGAGCUCAUGACCGUUGACGAAAUCAUCAACGGCAAGGCAGAUAGUGUCUUCCCUGGUUUGAUACCUCUGGUAGAGUCUUAUCUCGACAGCGUCAAUGUUGAUGUUGAGACUCGUUGCGAGCUGGCGCAGUAUCUGAACUUGAUCAAGGGUCGUGCGAAUGGCAGUCUUUGGACGGCCGCGAAGUGGAUUCGGCACUUUGUGAGAAGUCAUGAGAAGUAUGGCAUGGACAGUGUUGUUAGCGAGGAAGUGGCUUAUGAUGUCGUAAAGGCUGCUGAGAGGAUCACGGAACAAGAGGGUAGGGAUGGAUUCGCCAAAGAGAUGAUGGGGGAGUGCCGGCAGCAGUCCUGA